ACACAACAAUUAAAAAAUGAAAUGACAUAAAAAAUCACAUUUCCCUUAAAAUCAUACUUUCUCGAUGUCACAUUUCCUCCCAAAUUUAAGAUUCCGUGACCAAACACUUAUAACAGAUUUCUUCAUAGUCGUUUCAUCUCUACCAUUUCCGUUGUAAAACAUCAUCGAUUCCCUUCCGCUCUCUCCCUCUCUAAAAAAGUAACCCUAGACAGAAACAAAAAAACGAAAGAAAAGCAAGCACACAGAUGGCUACUUUGGCGGCGUUUGCAGCUCGUAGAGCAGCGACUCUAGGUCGAACACCGGCUCCGUCUCAAGCCGCUUCUCUCAUUCCUCGUCGUGGUCUCGCCGGCGCCGCAGAUCACCAUGGACCCCCAAGGGUUAAUUUCUGGAAAUACCCAAUGAUUCCAUCUAAAUGGAAAGAAGAACAUUUUGUUAUCGUCUCUUUAUCUGGUUGGGGUCUGCUUUUCUUUAGUGGAUACAAGUUCUUCGUUCUUCACUAGAGGCAAAGGCAAGAAGGAAGAGGGACUAU
Durio zibethinus is the source of this 529-nucleotide messenger RNA. Lineage: Eukaryota; Viridiplantae; Streptophyta; Magnoliopsida; Malvales; Malvaceae. The record is from RefSeq and is a predicted model, not a curated record.